AUGGCUCAAAUACCAAAAAGAGGUGGUAAAAAAAUUGACGAUUAUUUUACAAAAAAAUCCAGAGAUGAAAUUGAAGUACAGGAGCGUAAGACUGCUAUGGAACCCAAGCCUGGAUGCAGCUCGACAACUUCAAGGUCCGGUGACGACGUCAACAGAUGUCAAAUUCCAAAACCUUACCAGGAAAAUGAUCGAUGGUUCAAUUUUCAAUGGCUGCUCGACCAUCCAUGGAUAAUUGUUAAUGCCACUAAUGAUGGGGUCACUUGUUCAACGUGUGUAAAAUCGGUCGAGUUGAAACUAAUUCCAAUUCCAUCUGGAGUCAACCCAUUCAUUGCAGACGGGUUUGGAAACUGGAAGAAAGGCAAGGAGCGUCUCAGUCGACAUGAAAAUAGUGAACAACAUCAAACAGCGUCAAUGAAACUGGCUAGUCUACUAGAAAAACCCAAACAAAUCUCGACAAUGUUAUCUUCACAACUCAAGGUGGACCAGGAAAUGGCUCGGAAGUGUUUACGUGUUAUGCUGACCUCGAUAGCCUAUCUUGGAAAACAAGGAAUUUCAAUUCGUGGACACAAUGAUGAAGACGGAAAUUAUAUGGAAUUGCUUCAGUUGAGAAGAAAUGAUGUCCCAGAAUUAAAUUCAUGGUUGCGCCGUACGAAACCUCUCACCUCGCAUGAUAUUCAAAAUGAGAUGGCUGACCUUAUCUCCAAACACGUGCUAAGGGGAAUUGUUGAAAAAAUUCAGUCGCACAAAGAAUUUAGCCUUAUUGUGGAGGAGACGACGGAUUUUUCCGGCAAGGAACAAACCUCUUCGACGACGGGGGAGUCAAUCUGUGCGUUACUUCAGGACGCUCUUACUCGGGAUGGCUUAGACACUUCAAAUUUGAGGGGCCAGUGCUACGACGGAGCAAGCAACAUGUCCGGAAAAUUUAUUGGCGUACAACGAUUGAUGAAAGAAGUGGAGGGGCGCGCCCUGUAUGUUCAUUGCCUUAAUCAUUGUCUCAAUCUUUCACUCCAAGACGUUACAAAAUCGGUGCCAUUAAUAAGAGAUGUCCUGCAAUGGAUUAAUGACGUCGGGGUUUUGUUAAACCGUUCAGCAAAAAGACUGGACCUUUUCGCACAGAUCGCGAUAGACCAGAAUGUCGACGUGAAUGCUGUGCGACCCUUUUGCCCUACCAGGUGGACCGUUCGAGUGAGGAGCAUCGCAGCAAUUCUAAAAAGCUAUUCAGUGUUGCUAGAAUUCCUGGAAGAACUGGGGAACCAAAACGAUGCUAACGCUCCUGUUGCAAGAGGGCUGCUAUCGCAAUUCGAGAAAGGGUCCGUGUAUUUUGGAAUUCUGCUAUGCCGCUCUAUUUUUGAGCCUACCGAGGAACUUGCCCGUGCACUACAAGGUCCGCAAAUUAGUCUUGCUGGUUCCAUCGAAGCGGCACUAAACGUUGUACACUUUUUGGACAACAGAAAAUCUCAAGAACACUUUGAGCUCAUGUGGGAUAAUUUGUACACCAAAUUAGAACAAUUCAAUUUGAUCGAACCCACACUGCCAAAGGCCAGGAAAGUAACAAGUCGUUACGCCGAGUCGAUAGAGUCAAUUAAAAUAUUUGAAUCGGCUAAAGAUUUGCACCGAUAUGUUUAUAAUCAAGCCCACCAGAUGAUAAUUGAAGAAAUCAAUCGGCGGUUUAAUCAACCAGAUAUUCAGGAGUACGAAAAAUUGGAACGCCUAAUUUUGCAACCACUACUUGACGAAGACUCAUUGGUUUCAUUCUGCCAGAUUUAUGAGUUUGACUUUCAAAAACUGAAGUGCCAAUUGUGCAUGAUUCAUCAAACGUUCCCUCACCAGUCCACCACAAUGGAACUCGUGGAAAAUUUCAGAAGUUUGUUACCAGAAACAAAGAGCAUGUUCAGUGAAGUGUCAAAAUUAUUCAAGUUACUUUUAGUAGUUCCAGCCUCAGCAGAGCGAAGUUUCUCUUUACUUCGAAGAAUAAAAACUUAUCUCCGGUCGACCAUGACUGAAUAA
Folsomia candida is the source of this 2007-nucleotide messenger RNA. RefSeq names its product zinc finger MYM-type protein 1. Bases 1 to 2007 code for a protein of 668 amino acids. NCBI's taxonomy places the organism in Eukaryota, Metazoa, Arthropoda, Collembola, Entomobryomorpha, Isotomidae. The transcript has 4 exons. The record is from RefSeq and is a predicted model, not a curated record.